Molecule: messenger RNA, 1461 nt
Organism: Trypanosoma grayi
Lineage: Eukaryota; Euglenozoa; Kinetoplastea; Trypanosomatida; Trypanosomatidae
Product: putative transporter
Exons: 1
Coding region: 1-1461 (486 amino acids)
Biological process (GO): transmembrane transport
Molecular function (GO): transmembrane transporter activity
Source: RefSeq, a predicted model, not a curated record
AUGCUGCCCCGAUUCACACGCAAGCCUGUGGACCACCCGCUCGGGUUUCUCGUGGCGCUCUCCGGCCUGAUGAUGCAGCUCAUGUCGUACGGCAUCGACAACAGCUACUCCAUCUUCUCUGACGACAUGCACAACGACGCGUCGCUCGGCUACCCGUCCAUCACGGCGAUUAGUCUCGGCAACUCCGUUUCGCUCGGCCUGUCGCCGCUCUUCGGCGUGCUUGCCGGCUUCGUCGUUGACCGUGUGCCGCCGCGUCUCAUGAUGGCCACGUCGACGGUGCUGCUCUUCGCCGGGCUGUGGAUCAGCUCCUCCUUCGCCGGCAGCGUCACGGCGGUGACGUUCUCGUACUGCCUGCUCGCGUCCAUCUCCUCCGCAUGCAUGCUGUCACCCGGCGCGGCCGCGACGAGCUCGUGGUUCCGCCGCUACCAGGGCCUCGCGAUGGGCAUCAACUUCAGCGGCGGCGGCGUUGGCAGCGCCAUCAUCCCGGCGCUCGCAGGCAAGUGGGUCGUGAUGUACGGCUGGCGCAAGACAUUCCGUCUCAUGUCGGCGUUCUGCGCGAUCGGCGUCGUGGCGACGUGUCUGUCGGCGAAGCGGCACCCCGACGCACCGUCAGCGUCCACAGAGGAGCCGAUGAGCGAUGACCGGCAGCAGGAGCAGGGGCCGAAGCAGGAAAAGCAGCGCCAAGAGAAAGAGAAGGGGUCAUCCCAGCAGGAAGCGGAAGCGGAAGCGGAAGCGGAGCAAGAGGGGGAGGUGGUGGAGUAUAUGCAGACGAUGACGCCGCGUAACCUGCACACGCACAAGCUCACGCCGUGGGAGCUGUUCCUGUCGAUAUUCACGGUCGCCUUCAUGGGUAACUUUAUGUGCUGGCUCAUCUUCAGCUGGGCUUUCUACUCGCUCAUCUACAUCGCCGUGCCGUAUAUAUCAUCGAUGGGCAAGCCCGGCACCGUCUAUGCGGACGAGAAGCCGAUCCCCACCGACACCGCUUCCACCGUGUUUGUCUUCUACGGUGUGUUCCAGAUCAUCGGCUCUGUUCUUGUUGGGUGGGUCGCCACGCUCACGACGGACGAGUUCGCCUACGUUUUGUGCGCCAUCGUGGGCGCGCUCGGCUGCGGCUUCCUCGCGUUCUGCCGCACCUACAUCGCCUUCGCUCUUCUCCUGUGCGUCAUCGGCUUCUGCAUGGCCGGCAUGUUCGCCGUGAUGCCGGCGCUGAUUGCGAAGCGGCUGUACGGGCCGAACCUCGGCUUCUACAUGGGCGCCGUCUUCCUCGCCGGCGUCGUUGGCGGCUUCUCCGCCCCGCCCAUUCAGGCGGAGCUGCAGCAGCGCAACUACGGCAACUACUCGUACGUGUGCGUCUUCAUGAGCGCCUGCAUGACGGCGGCGGGGGCGGUGUGCUACAUCACGAUGUGGCGCGGGAAGACCAUCCGCAUCGUGAGCGCCGCGGCGGCGACGCAGCUGCUGUGA